Molecule: messenger RNA, 2319 nt
Organism: Cheilinus undulatus (humphead wrasse)
Lineage: Eukaryota; Metazoa; Chordata; Actinopteri; Labriformes; Labridae
Gene: cpdp
Product: CPD photolyase
Exons: 10
Coding region: 173-1828 (551 amino acids)
Biological process (GO): photoreactive repair
Molecular function (GO): deoxyribodipyrimidine photo-lyase activity
Source: RefSeq, a predicted model, not a curated record
AAAUACAUGGGAAACCGCGUUACAAAACCUAAACAUUAGCGUGCUCAUGUAACUGCUUGUGUAAAGGCAAAAACUGAGUCCUACAGACGGGUUGCUCACCUCUCGUAGCUUCUUUACACCAGCCUACUAUCUGUGUAGCCUCUCAGAUAUCUACUUUUAAUCCAUUCAUUGCAUGCUGAAGUGUAUCUUAAUAAGAGCAUCCUCACCGUUUGCACGAAGGUAUUUCUUGAGGCUUCUGCACCACAGUACUGAGAGGUCCAUCCCAAUAUUCUUCCACCAGACCAAAUCUUUCACCAGUCAAACCAGUAUGUCUGACAAAAAACGCAAGGCACCAGCAGCUGCUAAGGAGCCCAGUGCCAAACAGCAGAAGCUGACCCCCAUGAAGGUGGAGAAAGCUGGAGGCUGGCUGCAGGAUCACCUUAGGCAGCAGAGGACAGAUAAUAAGGACAUGAAAUUCAACAAGAAACGGCUGCGUUUUAUAUCUGAGACUGAGAAGAUAAAGCAGGGCUCUGAGGGUGUCCUGUACUGGAUGUUAAGAGACCAGAGAGUACAAGAUAAUUGGGCACUGAUCCACGCCCAAAGGCUUGCUGUAAAGGAGAACCUCCCUCUGCACAUCUGUUUCUGUCUUGUCGUCCCAAAAUCUGAGCUCUCCACUCUGAGACAUUUCAGCUUUAUGCUGAAUGGUCUGAGGGAAGUUGCAAAGAAAUGUAAAAACUUGGACAUCCAGUUCCAUUUGCUGCAUGGCUCAGCGGGGGAAGUUCUCCCCGGCUUUGUCUCUGACCAUGGCCUGGGGGCGGUGGUGACAGACUUCUCCCCACUUAGGGAGCAGCUGCAGUGGUUGGAGGAUGUGAAAAAGAAACUUCCCAAAGACAUCCCCCUCAUACAGGUUGAUACCCAUAAUAUUGUUCCCUGCUGGGUGGCAUCACCUAAACUUGAGUAUGCAGCAAGGACCAUCAGAGGAAAGAUCACCAAGCUUUUGCCAGAGUUCCUUACUGAUUUUCCUCUGGUGGAGAAACACCCCCACACUGCAGCCAGAACUGCCAAACCCAUAGACUGGGACAAGACCUUGGCUUCCCUGAAGGUUGACAGAACAGUUGGAGAGACAGAGUGGGCAAAGCCAGGUACCAAAGCAGGGGUGGCCAUGCUGGAGUCCUUCAUUGACGUGCGCCUUAAGAUGUUUGACACCCAACGUAAUGACCCUAAUGCUCCUGCACUCAGCCAGCUCUCCCCCUGGAUCCGCUUUGGUCACCUGUCAGCACAGCGCGUUGCUCUGCAGGUUCAGCACAGCGGAAGGAAGGCAGGUGUUACAGUCACCUCCUUCAUCGAGGAGCUGGUGGUGCGCAGGGAACUGACUGAUAACUUCUGCUUCUACAACAAGAAAUACGACUGUGUAGAGGGGGCGUACGAUUGGGCUCAGAAGACUUUGAAAGAUCAUGCCAAAGACAAGCGGCCGUAUCUCUACACACGUGAGCAGCUGGAGAAAGCAAAGACACACGACAAGCUCUGGAAUGCAGCACAGUACCAGAUGGUGAGUGAGGGGAAGAUGCAUGGUUUCUUGAGAAUGUACUGGGCCAAAAAGAUCCUGGAGUGGACUUCUUCACCAGAGGAGGCGCUCUCUAUCGCUCUGUACCUAAAUGAUCGCUAUGAGCUGGAUGGCCAGGAUCCUAACGGCUUUGUUGGCUGCAUGUGGUCUAUUUGUGGAAUCCAUGACCAGGGAUGGGCGGAGAGACCCAUUUUUGGAAAGAUCCGCUACAUGAACUACAAAGGCUGCCUUCGGAAGUUUGACGUAGCACGUUUUGAGAGGAAGUACUGUCCCAAAGAUCUCUGAAGCACUAUACGUUAAGAGAAAAGGGAGUAAGAUGCCUGGCAGCUUUUAUCUCCUGUGUCUUUAUCUCUGGGAACUUUUUUUCAAGCCUCUUUUGCAGUGCUUUUUUUGGUUGUUGUUCUUUAAAGUUUGUUUUUUUUGUCCUAUGUAUUCAGAGGGAUUUUGCCUGUGCUGUUUCUCCUGCUGACUAUCAGACUGGUUCUUUACAUUUAUCAGUUCUGUAAGCUGGUAGAUUUUUUUGCUGUCGCUUGUCUUCACAUUAGAUACUCAUCUUUGGUGCCUGAUAAGUUAGAAAACAUUUUUUCUACUAUUUUUUAUGUUAUAGUUUUUAUGUGAAACUGUAUCUCAAAUACAGGAUGCUUUGUAUGUUAUUAGUGUUUACAAUUCAUUAUAUCACAAUGCAUGCAGUAAUGUUAAAGCAGCUCUUGAAAUUUAACUUUUUUCUUUAAAAAAUCUUCUCAUAUCAAAAUGUAAUAAAGAAUUUUUUUAAUACA